Messenger RNA from Lates calcarifer (barramundi perch), 4688 nucleotides. Its product is annotated as nectin-1. Gene Ontology annotation, biological process: homophilic cell-cell adhesion; heterophilic cell-cell adhesion. The record is from RefSeq and is a predicted model, not a curated record. NCBI's taxonomy places the organism in Eukaryota, Metazoa, Chordata, Actinopteri, Centropomidae. Gene Ontology annotation, cellular component: adherens junction. The transcript has 7 exons. The annotation marks the transcript as partial.
CUCUCCGGGUGAUUGGAGGAAACAUCACCGAGGUGCAAGGAGAGACUGUUGUCUUACCAUGCAAACUUAUUGACACCACGGAAACCCUUACUCAGAUUUCAUGGCAAAGGAUGACCAGAGGAAAACCCCAGAAUGACAAUUUCUAUACUAUCACAUCCCAAAAUGGACCACAGUUUGUCAAUGGACGCGAUGAUCGAUUUCAAUUCAUUGGAAACUUUAGUGAUAAAAAUGGAUCUAUCCAGUUAUCGAAUGUCACAUUGCUGGAUGAGGGUGUCUACACGUGCAUCUUCACUUUGUUCCCCAGUGGAAAUCAUGAAACCAAGAUACCUUUAAACCUGCUUGUCCCUCCGGUCACAUCUCUCAGCCAUAAUCAUGCUGUUUUGGGUAAUGAAGAGGUUUCCCUUGCUACCUGCACGGCUGCUGGUUCCAGGCCUCCUGCAGAGGUGAGGUGGCUCACUGGUACUCUGGCAGAAAAAGUGAGAGCAACGGACAGCUCCACCCAACAUUCCAACGGUACAACCACCACAGUCAGCUCACUGUUUGGAGUUCCUACAAAAGAAAUCAACCAACAUGUGGUCCAGUGUGUCGUCACCAAUCCAGCCCUGUCGAAAGAGGAAACAAUGUCCUUCACCAUACAGGUCUACUUUUCACCCAUGGGAGUGUACAUUGGAGAAAAAUCUAAAGAUUCAUUUCGGUGUGUGACUGAAGCCAACCCGAGUGCAAAUUUUACCUGGAGAAGACCUGGCCAUUCAUUUCCUCAGCCUGGUGUCAGAGUAGAGGGUGCAACACUGCAGUUUCUGAGCAUGAGCUCUGACCUGAAUGGCCUCUACCAGUGUGAAGCAUCUAACCUGUAUGGAAAGGACAGUGGUUACCUCUAUGUGCAUAUGACUUCAGGAGCCUGCAGUGCUUGUUGGGCCUUAUUUAGCCUUUUGCUGAUUGCCAUUGUUGCUGCUGCUGCUGUAUGGUACCUUUAUAAAUCUGGGAAACUCACAAGGAUGCCAGGGGGCACACGUGAGGAGAUGCAAAAGGUCCGAAAAACCUCCAGCGGAUCUGAAGAACCUCAAAGAGUAGAAGAAGAAGUAGAAGAAGAAGCUGAUGAAACAGCAGUUGCGGUACAAGAGACACAGAGAUCUCGUUGACAACUGUGAAAGCAACAAGAAUUUGACUGCAAGCAAUUAACACACCUUAUUCCUGGCUCAGCUGAUUACUGAACAGAUGAAACAGUCCAGGUGCUGCAUAUAACUGUAUACUCUCAUCUUUAAACUGUGUAUUUACCACUAGAUUUCAUUGUGGAAUUUCUUUCUUGCUGUCAGCCUUUUUCAAGUACUCAUAUCCAGCACAAGAAAAAGGGAAAUAGAGACUGAAUGCCAGUGAAACCCUGGUUUGCUUUGCAUUUUCUCUUUGCAUUUCUCCCAGUGCCUGCAGCCUUCAUGUAACAUGUGGCAUGGAUAAUGGAUGGAUGGAUGGAUGGCUGAUUUUGAAAGGGGAAGUCUGGUGAACUUACUUUCACUGUUACUGCCUCUGCUCGCUUUAUAAACGACACACACCAAUGGCGCUAGACUCAUGUCCAUAUUUACACCAACAGCAUUAACUGCUGAUAAUAGCAGAUGAUCAUGCAGCACGUUUACAUUCACUGAAGAAACCAGGUUAAUUGUAGAAAACAGGUGACAGCAAAACAUUAAAUUGUUUUCAUACAAUGUGGAAAUUACUAAAUCAGAAUAUACAUGCAGCAGGUGGAACGAAACUAAGUGCAUUUACCCAAAUAUUGAACUUAAGUUCUUUUUUUUUUCUAUUUUUUAUAUUAUACUACUUUAUACUUCUACUUCACUACAUCCUAUAGGGAAAUAUGGAACUUUUUACUCCACUACAUUAAUUUGAAACCUAGUUACUUGUCACUUUUCAGAUUUUACAUAAAGGUUAUAUGAUAAGCUUAUGGAAUACAAUGCAUUGGUAAAUAAUAAAAACAAAAGGCAGUGUGGGUCCCUUGUCAUGUUUCAACUCAUGCUUGUGCAUUAGUUGUUAGGAAAGAGAUUUCUCAGAUAGUUCCACUUAAUUGAGAGUUUGAGGGGUAAUUAUCCAGAAUUCAUUCCCUUUUGUUCUACCCCACUGAUGAUCCCACAAAUCCCCCUCCUCCCUUUUGGAGGAGUCUGACCCUUGAUUACUACUGGACCAAACUAAAGUUGAAAAUUAACCUUGAUUAACCAAAGCAGUAUUAACAAUCUAAUAUUGUUAGAUAUUAUAACACAUCAGUCACAAUGGUCAUUUUUCUGUGAGAUGGGUAUUUUUACAUUUGACAUUACAAGUACAGGUAGCAGAUAAUACUUUUCUACUUCUACUACUAGUAUUAUUUCACUGUUGUGUUAAGGUCAGAGCACCACUGGUUACUAAAAUGUACAUUUAUGACUGUAAAAGAAAUCAGAUUACAGAAAACUGACUAUAACCUGGUUCUUUCAAUGCAUGUAAACAUACUGAUGGCCAAGACAUUGUUCAUGAGAAAUUUAAACAGAAAACUUAGAAAAUAGAAUGAAAGCCUGGUAAUAUUGUGGUUGUGAAGGCUCAACACUCAGAGAAGCAGUUUAAGAAGUGUAUUUGCCAAUUCAGCAACACGCACCCACAGAAAAUGCACUGUAAAUAAAGAAAACACAAGCAAAAGCAGAAAUUUCAUACAAAUAUAUCACCUGCAUCACUUUUCUUUUUUUUGUAAUUGCAGUGAUUCCAGUUUUUCCAGUUUUGUAGUGUAAUAAUACUAAUAAUACAACAACAAACAACAACAACAACAAUAAUAAUAAUAAUAAUAAUAAUAAUAAUAAUAAUAAUAGUACAGAAAAAAUAAAAAUGGUACACUUGUCUACACCAUUACAUCUGAAGACAUUUGGGGUGGUGUGGUGAUAUGGGUUAGUGUAGCGUUGUGUUAGUGCUGCCUAAGCACACAUUCAUCUGUAUAAAUAUUUUAGUCAUUGAUGUCACUCCAAAGGUGGGAUUACACUGGCCAUAAACAAUCAGUGCUAUGCGCUGCUAAAUUUCUGAACCUGUGAAGCAUGACUUUAAAUAUUCUGCUGCUACUAGGUUACCAUGUAAAGGCUGAAAUGGCAAAAAUGCCAUAAGACAGUAUGUCUUCUUUGGAAUUUCUUCAACUGUUUUAACAAGGUCGGGGAAAAAACAUGUUAUCUUUAUCAGUGUAUUACCUGUUGUAUUUUUAGUUCCUAAGUUGUGACUGGCAGCACGGUGGUGCAGUGGUUAGCACUGUUGCCUCACAGCAAGAAGGUUAUGGGUUCGCCCGGGCCUUUUCUGUGUGGAUUUUGCAUGUUCUCCCUGUGCCUGCGUAGGUUCUUUCUGGGUAGUCGGGCUUCCCCCCCACAGUCCAAAGACAUGCAGCUUAGGUUAACUAAAUCUAAAUUGUCCAUAAGUGUGAAUGUGAGUGUGACUGGUUGUUUGUCUAUAUGUGUUGGCCCUGCGAUGGACUGGCGAUCCAUACAGGGUGUGUACAUGCGUACAUGUUGUGACUGAAGUUCUGUGUCCCUGCAGAAAAUUAGUGUUCUGUUGUUUAAACAGUACUGCAUGUUCUUGUAAAUCUGUCCUGACAACCUGUUCCUACAAUUUUGCUGAUCAGUCUGACAAAGAAACACAUCUAGGUCCACACUGGGUAUGUGAAUGUUAGCUUGGUAGAGUGUGUGUUAUGGCUUGUCCGUAGUCAAAUCAAGUAUGGCCAGAUUAGCACCUCUGUGAGACAGCAUUACUGCAUGUUAAUAUCAGCAUGCUAACAUGUUCACAAUCAUAAGGUAAAUUUUGUGAAGUUUAGGAGGUACUGUUCGCCAUGUUGACCACCUUGCUUUAGCUUUAGCUUUAGAUAAUUAACAGUAGUCACAAAGCAUUAAGUGUUUGACUAGCCAAAAUUACAAUCCCCUCUGCUUCUAGUGCAGCUAAAAAUGAGUGGUUAUUUAGGGUAAACAAGUUAUAUUACAUUUGUAAUCAGUCUAAUUGUUGUUAAUUGACUAGCACCUAAAAUGUAUAAACCUGCUAAUAGCACUAGAGGAAACAUUAGGGGCCCACUAAAGUUAUUAAAAUACUUCAUCUGGGGACACCCAAGCUGGUGUAAAUCUAAGAAGCAGAGGUGACAUUUCACAUCACUAUUGGAACUAAAAAUAAAAAGUGAUUACCAUUCGUCCUCUUUAAAUCAGAGGACCACUAAAGACAAUGGGAUUCAUCAGUGUGUGUUCAUGGUAAUCUAACCACCAAGUGUUGGACUGACCAAAAUUUAGUUUUAGAUUUAGUCUUAGUCUUGAGAUUAGUCAAAUGCAUUUUAGUCAUAGUCAGACUCAUCCUUGGUAGCUUUAGUUAUACAAGCUGUGUGUUUUUAGAGCUGUAAACCUGAAAUCUUCAUGUUCAUGUGUUCUCUAAUCAGUGUGGUGUGUGGGUUAUAGAUCACUGACUCUUCUUUAAUAAUCUUCUUACACAGCCUUAAAUCAUUAAUGGAUAGGGUGUCAGUCAUUCAUUUUCAUUUAGGUUUUAGAAUAGAACAACCCUAAUUAAUGCUAUAUUUCUCACACUGUUGAUUUUUUUUUAUGACUUUUGUGUGCCUUCUCAUUUUUAGCUUUUUCAUUGCUUGUUUUAAAUUAUCUUCUGUUGACUAGACUAAUGUAGCCUUUACCUUACAAUUUAUUGUGAUUAAAAGAAAAAUAUUAAAAAUG